Messenger RNA from Morone saxatilis (striped sea-bass), 1771 nucleotides. RefSeq names its product ADAMTS-like protein 1. Lineage: Eukaryota; Metazoa; Chordata; Actinopteri; Moronidae. Gene Ontology annotation, cellular component: extracellular matrix. Gene Ontology annotation, molecular function: metalloendopeptidase activity. Gene Ontology annotation, biological process: extracellular matrix organization. The record is from RefSeq and is a predicted model, not a curated record.
UUUCUCUCUCUCUCUCUCUCUCUCUCUCUCUCUCUAUCUGUGUGUGUGUAUGUGUGUACGCUGGAGCCGGAGCGCAGCGCGGAGAGGAGAGCAGACCUCUUUACUCCCUGAGUGACUGGACAGACCGGGACAGACGGACAGGGGAGCGGGCAAUCACAGUUGUCUCUGUGCAAUUUGAAAUUCCAUUGAAUUUGAUCAGCGCCAGAGAGAUGACAGGGGGCUGCUUGUGGACGGCUGCACUGGUUCUUGUCGCUGUUUGUGUGGAGGUUGCUGUAUUGGCCAACGAUGGAGACGCAGUGUUCAUCAGGGAAUUCACUCUGAUUCGACGAGACCACCUUCCAGAAGAGCCGCUCCAUGAUGUCAGCCAAAAACCAGAAGACCCUAGCUCACGGACGGCCCGAUCAGAAGAGGACAGAGACACUCUGUGGGAUGCCUGGGGCUCGUGGAGUGAAUGCUCCCGUACCUGUGGAGGAGGUGCCUCAUACUCCCUCCGACGAUGCCUCAGCUCCAAAACCUGUGAAGGGCAGAAUAUCAAAUAUCGCACAUGCAGUAAUGUGGAUUGCCCUCCAGAUGCAGGUGAUUUUCGUGCACAGCAGUGUUCAGCUCAUGCAGAUGUGCGAUACCAGGGUCAGUACCAUGAGUGGCUGCCUGUGUACAAUGACCCAGACAACCCCUGCGCUCUCAAGUGCAAAGCCAAGGGCACGGGCCUUGUGGUGGAGCUGGCGCCCAAGGUGCUGGAUGGGACACGCUGUUACACCGAGUCCUUGGACAUGUGUAUCAGUGGAGUCUGCCAGCUGAGGACACAGUUGUUGUCAUCCCCUAUAAGAGUCGUCAUGUCCGUCUAGUCCUAAAAGGCCCGGAUCACUUGUAUGUGGAGAGUAAGACUCUACAGGGGUUAAAAGGUGAGCUGGUCUUGGAUAAGUCAGGCCAGUACCACCUGGAGAACACCAGCUUGGACUUCCAGAAACUUUCAGAUAAGGAGGUCCUGAGAAUCACUGGCCCACUCGGAGCUGACUUCACUAUCAAAGUGCAGUUUGCCAGUGUAGCAGACAGUGUGGUCCAGUACAUCUACUACCAGCCCAUCAUCCACCGCUGGAGGGAGACUGACUUUUUCCCUUGCUCUGUCACGUGUGGUGGAGGCUACCAGCUCACCUCAGCAGAGUGCUUUGACCUUCGUAGUGGCCGGGUGGUUGUAGAUCAGUAUUGCCAUUAUUACCCAGAGAACAUCAAACCUAAACCCAAACUCCAGGAGUGCAACAUGGAGCCCUGCCUGGCCAGUGAUGGCUACAAGCAAAUUAUGCCAUAUGACCUCUACCAUCCCCUGCCUCGAUGGGAGAGCAGUCCCUGGACCGCCUGCUCCACCUCCUGCGGUGGAGGCAUCCAGAGUCGCUCGGUAUCCUGUGUGGAGGAAGACAUGCAGGGUGUCAUCACUCCCACUGAGGAAUGGAAGUGUCUCUACUCCCCAAAGACAGCUAUCCUGCAGCCCUGCAACACCUUCGACUGCCCCACCUGGCUGGCACAGGAGUGGUCACCCUGCACGGUGACCUGUGGUCAGGGUCUUCGCUACAGGGUGGUGUUAUGCAUCGAUCACAGAGGCCUCCACGCUGGAGGUUGUAACCCCACCACCAAACCCCACAUCAAGGAGGAGUGCCUGGUGACUGUGCCCUGCUAUAAGUCCAUAGAUACACUUCCAGUUGAAGCAAAACCUGUGUGGCAUAAGCAGGCCAUAGAGCUGGAGGAGGAGACCAUCGUUACUGAGGAACCAACGUGA